UCACCUCUGAGCAGAUCGAGCACCUGCACCGGCGGUUCAAGCAGCUGAGCCAGGACCAGCUCACAAUCCGUUUUGACAACAUUCCCGACCUGGAAUUCAACCCAAUCAGGGGGAAAAUCGUCCAUGCCUUUUUCGACAAGAGGAACCUGCGGCAGGAGUCGGAUGGGCUGGCGGAUGAGAUAAACUUCGAGGACUUCCUGACCAUCAUGUCCUACUUCAGACCCAUCGAGAUGAACAUGGACGAGGAGCAGCUCGACCGCUUCCGGAAAGAGAAACUCAAAU
Messenger RNA from Nestor notabilis (Kea), 282 nucleotides. It is a transcript of the gene TESC, whose product is annotated as tescalcin. The record is from RefSeq and is a predicted model, not a curated record. Lineage: Eukaryota; Metazoa; Chordata; Aves; Psittaciformes; Psittacidae. The annotation marks the transcript as partial. The transcript is spliced from 3 exons.